AUGACAGAUCCUUAUCCACUCCCACUCCUCUUGUUGCACCAUGUCGUAGCCAAAGAGACCUCUAACCACCAUCAUGGCUCCAAGAUUAUCAAUGCUCCCGGGUUAGUGACAAAAGGAUAUACUCAAAUAGAGGGUCUCGAUUAUACAGAGACAUUUGCUCCAGUUGCAAAACUUGUCACUGUCAAAUGUUUGCUUUCCAUUGCUGCUGUUCGUGGCUGGUCCCUUCACCAACUAGAUGUGCAAAAUGCUUUCCUCCAUAGUGAUUUGGAUAAGGAAGUUUAUAUGCUGCCUCUUCAUGGAAAUGAUGACAAAGCCAUACAAGACCUUAAAAAGUUCCUUCACACCAAUUUUCAAAUCAAGGACUUAGGAAAUCUCAAGUAUUUUCUUGGAGUGGAAGUUGCCCGUUCAAAGAAAGGCGUUUCCAUUUCUCAACGAAAAUACACAAUAGAUAUUCUUGAAGAUGUCAGGCUACUUGGUGCAAAACUUGUCAACUUUCCAAUGGAACAGAACUUGAAAUUGACUCCAACUGACGGUGAAUUGCUCAAGGAUCCUUCACAAUAUAGGCGACUUGUUGGGCAUCUUAUAUACCUUACCAUCACAAGGCCAGACAUUACCUACUCAGUGCACAUUCUUAGUCAAUUUAUGUAG
Prunus armeniaca (apricot) is the source of this 648-nucleotide messenger RNA. Lineage: Eukaryota; Viridiplantae; Streptophyta; Magnoliopsida; Rosales; Rosaceae. The record is from the annotation of a GenBank genome assembly.